Molecule: messenger RNA, 378 nt
Organism: Chelonia mydas (Green sea turtle)
Lineage: Eukaryota; Metazoa; Chordata; Testudines; Cheloniidae
Gene: OTOS
Product: otospiralin
Exons: 4
Coding region: 109-378 (89 amino acids)
Biological process (GO): sensory perception of sound
Source: RefSeq, a predicted model, not a curated record
GCAAGAGAAGCCCAUUCAGAUGUUUGCAGCUGACUCAGAGCUACAGACCUCUACUCACUUAAGAGAAAGAUUAUAUUUCAGAAACAGGAAUAAUAAUUUGCAGAGACCAUGAGGUUUAUCUUUAUUGGCUUAAUUUCCCUCUGCAUGCUGAUGAAUCCAUUAACAGAUGCCCGGCCAGUACAGGAUGAAGACGACCCAUAUCAGGAACCUGCAGCCCUGCCAUACUGGCCUUUCUGGUCCAGUGAUUUUUGGUCGUAUGUGGAGUAUUUCCAGACUCUGGGAGCAUACAACAGAAUCAACGAAAUGGCCAGAACCCUGUUUGCUCAAUACCCUUUUGGAAAUAACCUUGGUUAUGAUGUUCCCUAUCAUGAGCACUAA